Parnassius mnemosyne (clouded apollo) is the source of this 756-nucleotide messenger RNA. The record is from the annotation of a GenBank genome assembly. Lineage: Eukaryota; Metazoa; Arthropoda; Insecta; Lepidoptera; Papilionidae.
AUGAGCUUUGAAAACAAAGUCGUAAUAGUAACGGGCUCCAGCUCCGGUAUCGGUGCAUCUACAGCAAUCGAGUUUGCUAAAGAAGGUGCACAUGUGGUUUUAGUUGGAAGGAACGAAGCAAAACUUAAAAAUGUUUCCCAGCAGUGCGAGAAGGUUGGCAAGAAACCUCUCAUUGUCAAAGCCGAUGUGUCAAACGACGAUGAUGCUAAAAUUAUAAUAAAUAAAACCAUCGAAAACUUUGGGAAGCUAGAUGUACUUGUCAAUAAUGCUGGUAUGGGUGUAGCCCAUGAUAUUCUGAAGGAUGAUUUCAUGAAGACGUACGACCGUAUAAUGAUUACUAAUUUGAGAGCACCCGUCUAUAUAACACACUUAGCAAGUCCUUACCUUAUUAAAUCAAAAGGAAAUAUCAUUAAUGUAUCAAGCAUAGCCGGAAUUUCUACUCUGGAAUUAGAAGAUUCAAUCCCAUAUAGUAUUUCAAAAGCUGGACUUAGUCAUUUCUCACGGAAUAUUGCUCUUAAAUUAGCACCGUAUGGUAUACGUGUCAAUGUUGUUAGCCCUGGGCCUGUGUACACUGAUAUUUUAGCUAAUUCCUCAUUUGAUGAAGCUUUGUUUGAACAGUUUAAACUUCGUACAGCGCUUAAACGGGUGAGUGAGCCUAAAGAAAUUGCUGAUUUGAUACUUUUCUUAGCCAGCGACAAAGCUAAAGGCAUCACUGGUUCUGAUUUUGUUUCGGAUAACGGUAGGUUAUUAAUGUAA